Messenger RNA from Galeopterus variegatus (Sunda flying lemur), 746 nucleotides. It is a transcript of the gene ADCYAP1, whose product is annotated as adenylate cyclase activating polypeptide 1 (pituitary). The record is from RefSeq and is a predicted model, not a curated record. Gene Ontology annotation, cellular component: perikaryon; neuron projection; extracellular region. Gene Ontology annotation, molecular function: pituitary adenylate cyclase activating polypeptide activity; peptide hormone receptor binding; neuropeptide hormone activity. The transcript is spliced from 5 exons. Bases 88 to 600 code for a protein of 170 amino acids. Gene Ontology annotation, biological process: neuron projection development; positive regulation of transcription by RNA polymerase II; adenylate cyclase-activating G protein-coupled receptor signaling pathway. NCBI's taxonomy places the organism in Eukaryota, Metazoa, Chordata, Mammalia, Dermoptera, Cynocephalidae.
CCUCUCGGGUUGUGACUCCAGCGCAGAAACUUAAAGGCGCCCUUUGCUCGCUGUCCCACUUGGCAGCAAAGCCUCUCCUAGCAGCGAAUGACCAUGUGUAACGGAGCGAGGCUGACCCUGCUAGUCUAUGGGAUCAUAAUGCACAGCAGCAUCUAUUGCUCACCUGCCGCCGCCGGACUUCGGUUCCCCGGGAUCAGGCCCGAGGAGGAGGCGUACGACGACGACGGAGCCCCGCUGCAGGACUUGUACGACUCGGACCCGCAGGGCGUGGGGAGCCCCGCCUCCGCGCUCUACCACCCCGCAGCCCGGAGAGAUGUUGCCCACGGGAUCCUUAACAAGGCCUACCGCAAAGUGCUGGACCAGCUGUCCGCCAGGAGGUACCUGCAGUCGCUCGUGGCCAAGGGCGUGGGUGGGAACCUGAGCGGCGGCGAGGACAACGACUCGGAGCCGCUCUCCAAGCGCCACUCGGACGGAAUCUUCACGGACAGCUACAGCCGCUACCGGAAACAAAUGGCUGUCAAGAAAUACUUGGCGGCUGUCCUAGGGAAAAGGUAUAAACAAAGGGUUAAAAACAAAGGACGUCGAAUAGCGUAUUUGUAGCGAAGAGUUACCAGCUACCCUGUGUAUACAACCCUGACACAAUGAAAAGUCGUUUUCCAAACCGACUGAAGUCAUCGCUCAUGUGUUCUAUCCAAACAUGUAUUUAUGUAUGAAGUAAAGCCAUUAAAUGAAUAUUUUGAUAAUAA